This is a messenger RNA of Cannabis sativa, 1637 nucleotides long. RefSeq lists its product as uncharacterized. The coding region runs from base 444 to 938 and encodes 164 amino acids. Gene Ontology annotation, biological process: rRNA 5'-end processing. The transcript is spliced from 8 exons. NCBI's taxonomy places the organism in Eukaryota, Viridiplantae, Streptophyta, Magnoliopsida, Rosales, Cannabaceae. The record is from RefSeq and is a predicted model, not a curated record.
AUGCUAAAGUAGACCUUUGGUGCCUACAGAGCAAAAAUUUUAGUAAAUGCAUAAUUAAUCAAAUUUCCCAUUUAUAAAUGGUAUAUUUUUACAACUUUUUUAUAAAAUCCGAACUCCGUCUCCGACUUAAUCUCUUCAUCAGCCUUGUUUGGAUCUCUUUCGGUUUCUGCCACUAACUCAUCAUCGGUACCCUACAAAUAUAAUCAACCUCCUUCAUUAAUUAUCGGAGAUCGGAGAGGAGGAACUCCGUUUAGCUCAUUUGCCGGAUAAACAGUUACUUCACUCGCAACAGAUUGAGUUUGGUUUCUAACCAUUCUUGCUGGUAAGAAAAAGAUUUGCUCUAUAGGCGUACAGACUACAUGCUCAUACUACAUAUUCACCUUUGCUUUAAGGCAUACAGACCCAUUUUUUUUGUUUAUCUUUAAUCUUAAGAAGCCCCAUAGAUGAGGUACGUGAAACCCUUGAGCUUAUUCCAAGACUUGCUUAAGACUAAUGGACUUGAACGUGGGCGCUUGCUCGGUUUAGAUGUUGGUAGUAAGUACAUUGGCUUGGCUGUUUCUGACAUUAACAAUAAGAUUGCUUCACCUUUAAGGAAAAAGUCCAAUAUUGAGUUAAUGGCUGAUGAUUUGAAGUGUCUGAUAUCUGAACUUUCUUUGGAAGGAUUUGUUGUGGGCUUCCCUUUAGAUAGACGAAAGAGUACUACUGAGUCUGUGCUAGUGAAGCUCUUCAUAGAUGAACUAUGUAAUACAAACAAACUUACCGGUAUCAAAUAUACAUACUGGGAUGAGCACCUUACCUCAAAGACCGUGGAAAUGCUGCUAAAGCCUUUGAAUUUGCAUCCUGUUCAUUCAAAGAUAUUUGUUGAUAAGUUCGCUGCAGUUAACAUUCUACAGGAAUACCUGGAUUAUGUGAACAGAAGCACAAGAAAUGAAAGUUAGUUAUAGCAAAAAAAAAAAAAAAAAAAAAAAAAAAAAACGUUUAUGCAGGGCGUGCUGGAAUCCCCCUUUUUCCUUGGACCGGCCCAACCCAACCUUUUUUUAUAAUCUAAACAGGAUAACCUGGAAUCUUUCUUCCUCUUCUUCUCUCUUUCAAACAGUUAAUGAAAAAGAUUUAUCUUGGUCUUUUCCUUCAAUGCUUUUUGAUGUUAAUGAAAAAGAAAAAAGACAGCCAACAAGAUUUGAAGAAGUCAAACUAGGACCAAUAUUCUGGCAGGUCUGUUAAUGCUGAAGAAAAUGGUGCAAAAAAAAAAACUGUUAAGAUGGGUUGGAGUAGAAGUAGUAGCAGGAGUAUUAUCUCACUAGCCUUAACGGGAAAUGACACUCUUUGCUUUGCUUCAUUCUUUCUCAGUUUGUGCUUUUAGUGUUAGCGACAAUGGAGAAAGUCGUUGAAGUGGGAGGACAACGUGGGUGCUCGGCCAAGGCCACAGUUUGACUCGGAAGAGCUUGUUCAGUGGUACUGAUCAUUGCUGAGUUUGGGCAGAGGUUUGGGGGCGGCAAUCUGACUUUUGAUUUUUUCUAUAUGACAGCAUACAUUUAGUUACCACAAUUAUUUUGCUUAUUUUCAAAUUUUUUGAAUCAUUUAUAGUUUCCAAACAGGAUUUAAACUAUCAAUUUCAUGUGUCUGUUUUUGUUUUUAUA